AUGGGUGAGGGUGUUGGAAAUGGUGUGAUACCAUCAACGUCAGAAAAGGUUCCAACAAUUCCACCGGCGGUUAAAAGGAAAGUGGUAGGACCUGGUUUAUUGACAACAACUUUGAUUUAUGCUGCGGUGCAGGUAAUUUUGAAAACGUAACAAUUUCUAAACUAUAAAAAAUUCAAUUCCAGGUCGCCAUUUUGUCAUGUCUUUCAUCAUAUUAUAAUUUUGGAAUUCGUAACGCUACAGUAUUAACAAUAGAUUUUUUAUAUGAAUUUGAUUAUACGAAAGGAUAUAUGGAAUGGAUAAGUGAAUCGUGGGAAGAGACUAAAGAAUCGAUGAAAAUACCAUCAAGAAAAGCUGAAGAUUUGAAGGUUUGUUGGAUUUUUUGGGAAUACGUGGAAGGUUCACGUUAUGGUUAUUUUUGAUAAAAUGUAUUUUUUCAGGCUGUAAAUGCUGAAGUUCAUAUCGCCGAUGGAAAGCAAAUCCUAACACCAGAACAACUGAAAUUCUUCGAUGGGAGUCGAGAUUCAAAGCCAGUUUAUUUGGCAAUUUUGGGACGAGUUUAUGAUGUGAACAAAGGCAAAAAGCAUUAUGGACCUGGAGGAGGAUAUAGCUUCUUUUCUGGUAAAACGAUUUUUUCUAGAAGUUUAUAUAACUCAAAAACCUUUUCAGGUCGUGAUGCUACACGCGCUUUUGUCACUGGUGAUUUCACCGAAAAAGGUCUGAUCGAUGAUACCGAAGGAUUGUCACAUGAAGAUUUGCUUGGAAUUCGGGAUUGGGUUUCAUUCUACGAGAAAGAUUAUACAUUGGUUGGAGUUGUUAUAGGAAGAUAUUAUGAUCAGGAUGGAAAACCGACAAAGGAAUUGGAAAAUACAUUGGCAAGAAUUGAAACAGCGAAUGAAUUUAGGAAAUUGCAAGCCGUUGAGACUGAGGUACUUUUCUUUCUCUUUCUUAUUCAGAAAUCUUGAUUUUAAACCAUAUGUAAAUCUUGCAGGUCUUCCCACCGUGUAAUAGCGAAUGGCAUCAAAAAACAGGAGGACGUGUUUGGUGUUCGACUCGAAGUGGAGGAGUCAAUCGAGAAUGGGCUGGAGUUCCAAGAGUUCUUUUGGAUCAGACGACAAAAAGUCGACGAUGCGCUUGUGUCAAGAAUUUCGGAACUGGUUUGUCAGGAGUGGAAGCGGUGAAGAAAUCGAAUAAUCGAGGCGAUUUAGAUCAUCCACAUUUGAAGGUCAGUUUUUUCUGGGAGGUUUUGGAAUGGGAUCUGAUGUGAGGAAGGUCUGAAGAUGUUUUGAGUCAGAACAAGGUUACCAAAGCCACUAAAAAAUCUACUUUUUCAAAAAUCGAGCAUGAUCUGAUUUCUUUUUCCGAAUUGGUUUUUUUCCAGCAAUAUCCAAAUUGCUCUCCUACGGCCAACAGUUGUAAAAUUGAAGAAAAUGACUAG
This is a messenger RNA of Caenorhabditis angaria, 1435 nucleotides long. The record is from the annotation of a GenBank genome assembly. Lineage: Eukaryota; Metazoa; Nematoda; Chromadorea; Rhabditida; Rhabditidae.